This is a messenger RNA of Chrysochloris asiatica (Cape golden mole), 1179 nucleotides long. RefSeq names its product family with sequence similarity 185, member A (gene FAM185A). The record is from RefSeq and is a predicted model, not a curated record. Lineage: Eukaryota; Metazoa; Chordata; Mammalia; Afrosoricida; Chrysochloridae. Bases 1 to 1179 code for a protein of 392 amino acids. The transcript is spliced from 8 exons.
AUGUUCACCCCCUGCCCAGGUUGGGGGCGCAGUGGCCUUAGGUUCUGCCAGCUCCGAAUGUGGAUCGGCGAGGCUGUGGAGCGCGGGCCGGGCCGGUCUUACCAGGCUCGGCCGUACAGAUCGGGCGGUUGUGAGCGCUGGCCCAGGUCGGAGCGCGAGGUCACUCUUCCUAGUCCCGCGCGCCAGACGCUGAAGAAGUGGACGCUGCUGGUGAGCCCGUUCGGUAGGCUGCGGACGCAGCUCUCGUGUGACCUGAUCGUGAGGCCCCUCGACCCCCUCAUCUACCCGGAUUCUGACCGCGUGCUGGUAGCGGUGAGCGGCUUGGAGGGCGGGGUGCAGGGCCUGGACGGCCUGCAGGUGAGGUAUGACGAGGCGCGGAAUGAGAUCUCCAUCGUUUCUGAGACCAUCGACCCCCAGGCUUCGGUGGAGGUGGAUGCACCCCUGAAAUUUGAUUUGAAUGUCAAGUCAUCAGGAUCUGGUUGUGUAAAAAUCCAAAAAAUGGAGUGUGAUAAUUGCAAAAUUGCAACAGAUCAGGGGACCAGCAUCUUACAGUCUGUUAAGAGUCAAAAAUUGCGUGUUCAGACAAAAGGAGGGAAGGUGAUCUGUCUGGGAACAGUUUAUGGAAAUGUUGAUAUUCAUGCAUCAGAUAAAAGUGCUGUGACCAUACAUAAACUGCAGGGAAGUUCUGUUAAUAUAUCUACUGAAGAUGGUCUACUAAAAGCCAAGUAUCUUUAUACAGAAUCAUCAUUUCUGUCUUCUGCUGCUGGGGAUAUCACAUUAGGAAGUGUUCACGGCAGGAUCACAUUGCAAAGCAAGAUGGGCAACAUCACAAUAGAUUCAUCCUCUGGAUAUCUAGAAGCCUCAACUCACCAGGGUGCCAUAGAUGUUUAUGUCAGCCAACUGGGAGAAGUGGACUUAAAAUCUCAUGAAGGUUCUAUUAUUGUCAAGGUGCCCUCUGCUCUUCAGACUCACUUACAGUUAUCAGCGAAGAAGGUUGAUGUGAACUCGGAGGUCCAGGUUCAGGAAAUGGCUGAAGCCCACAAGGAUGAUGGUAUAACAGUUACUGGAGUCAUUAAUGAAGCAAGCAAUCAUGAGAAAUGGAUUAAGGCUGAUGCCCCAAAAGGCACAGUAAGUCUUAGAAGUCAGAGCUGGUUUCAGUCACUGAAAAUGCAGGACUAA